AUGCCAGGACCUGGAGCCACGGACUCGAAGGGGGAGGACUUCUCCACUGCCAUCCUCAAGCAGAAACACAGACCCAACAGGCUGGUGGUGGACGAGGCCAUCAAUGAAGACAGCAGCAUUGUCUGCCUCUCACCGCACAAGACGGAGGAGCUACAGUUCUUCAGAGGGGACUCAGUGGUUCUGAGAGGCAGGAAGCGACGGCAGACGGUGUGCAUCGUGCUCACCGAUGACACUUGUGGAGUCGACCGCAUCCGCAUCAACCGUGUCACCAGGAGCAACCUGCGGGUCCGCCUGGGUGAUGUCGUCAGUAUAAAUGCUUGUCCGGACAUCAAGUAUGGAAAAAAGGUUCAUGUACUUCCCAUAGACGACACAGUGGAGGGCCUGACUGGAAGCCUGUUUGAUGUCUUCCUUAAACCCUACUUUCUGGAGGCUUACCGGCCUUUGCACAAAGGUGAUAUCUUCCUGGUGCGAGGGAGCAUGCGUGCCGUGGAGUUUAAAGUGGUGGAGACAGACCCCAGCCCACACUGCAUUGUUGCUCCAGAUACAGUGCUGUACUGCGAUGGAGAACCAAUUAAAAGAGAGGAUGAGGAGGAAACUCUCAACGAUGUGGGCUAUGAUGACAUUGGUGGCUGCAGGAAGCAGCUCGCACAGAUCAAAGAGAUGGUGGAACUUCCAUUAAGGCACCCUGGACUAUUCAAAGCCAUUGGCGUCAAGCCUCCCAGGGGCAUUCUGCUCUAUGGACCAGCGGGCACAGGGAAAACCCUUGUGGCCCGCGCCGUCGCCAAUGAAACUGGAGCUUUCUUUUUCCUGAUAAACGGACCUGAGAUUAUGAGUAAACUGGCGGGAGAGUCAGAAAGCAACCUCAGAAAAGCAUUUGAAGAGGCAGAAAACAAUGCACCUGCCAUUAUUUUUAUCGACGAGUUGGACGCAAUUGCACCAAAAAGAGAAAAGACCCAUGGGGAAGUGGAAAGGAGAAUUGUGUCACAGCUCCUCACCCUGAUGGAUGGCCUGAAGCAGCGGGUUCAUGUGGUAGUCAUGGCGGCCACCAACCGUCCCAACAGCAUCGACGCGGCCUUACGUAGAUUCGGUCGGUUUGAUCGGGAAAUUGACAUCGGUAUCCCAGACUCCACUGGACGACUGGAGAUCCUACAAAUCCACACCAAAAACAUGAAACUGGCUGAUGAUGUUGAUCUGGAAAAGGUGGCAUCAGAGACCCAUGGCCACGUCGGUGCUGAUUUGGCAGCUCUGUGCUCGGAGGCUGCUCUACAAACCAUUCGCAAGAAGAUGACUCUCAUUGACCUGGAGGAUGAAACAAUUGAUGCAGAUUUGCUCAACUCUCUAGCCGUCACUAUGGACGAUUUUCAGUGGGCCCUGAGUCAGAGCAACCCAUCCGCCCUGAGAGAGACCGUAGCCGAGGUGCCACAGGUGAGCUGGGACGACAUCGGAGGACUGGAUAGGGUCAAGACGGAACUGCAGGAGCUUGUUCAGUAUCCAGUGGAAUACCCAGACAAGUUUCUGAAGUUUGGGAUGACCCCUUCACGGGGAGUGCUGUUCUAUGGACCUCCAGGAUGUGGGAAAACCCUGUUGGCAAAGGCCAUUGCCAAUGAGUGUCAAGCCAAUUUUGUUUCCAUCAAAGGUCCUGAGAUGCUCACCAUGUGGUUUGGUGAAUCCGAAGCCAACGUCAGAGAUGUCUUUGAUAAGGCACGACAAGCGGCCCCUUGCAUCCUAUUUUUUGAUGAGUUGGAUUCUAUUGCCAAAUCUAGAGGAGGAGGUGCAGGUGAUGCAGGAGGUGCAGCAGAUAGAGUUAUCAACCAGAUUCUCACAGAGAUGGACGGCAUGUCUGACAAAAAAAAUGUCUUCAUCAUUGGUGCCACCAAUAGACCCGACAUUAUAGACUCUGCUAUUCUGAGACCAGGACGUCUGGACCAGCUCAUCUAUAUCCCACUCCCAGACAAACCUUCACGCAUUGCCAUCCUCCGUGCAAACCUUAGAAAAUCUCCCAUAGCUCGAGAUGUGGACAUAGAUUACAUGGCGGGCAUCACAGAGGGCUUUUCAGGAGCAGACCUGACAGAAAUAUGCCAGCGGGCCUGUAAACUUGCCAUACGUGAAGCAAUUGAGGCAGAGAUCAAAGCUGAACAGCAGAGGCAAAACAGACCAGACCUCGCCAUGAAUGAAGACUAUGACCCAGUACCAGAGAUCAGGAGGGAUCACUUUGAAGAGGCUAUGAGAUUUGCUCGCCGGUCUGUCAGUGAUAAUGACAUUCGAAAAUAUGAGAUGUUUUCUCAAACCCUUCAACAAAGCAGAGGAUUUGGAAACUUUCGGUUUCCAUCAAGUACAGGUACACAAAGCCAGGGAUCAGGAUCUGGUCCAGCCAGGCCUGGGCUUUACAGAGAAGAAGGCAACGAUGAUCUCUAUCAAUAG
This is a messenger RNA of Knipowitschia caucasica, 2421 nucleotides long. The record is from the annotation of a GenBank genome assembly. NCBI's taxonomy places the organism in Eukaryota, Metazoa, Chordata, Actinopteri, Gobiiformes, Gobiidae.